UCCCAGCUUUGCUGUGUGCAUGCGGCGCAAUAUAAUAUUCUUUGAUCACUAGUACAUGUAGUAUAGUAAUCGGACAGUGUUCGCGUCUAGCAAUGUAGCAUGUCCGAAAACUAGGCUAAAUUUGAUCAACAAGAUUUUCGUGUAUCAUGGCGGACAGCAUUGAGGAAUCUGAACUGUUCGGAAGUGACGGUGGUGAUGAUGAUCAUGAGGAAGCAGAGUUGGAAAUGGAGCACAGUGAUCAGGGUCAUCAUUCAGGCAGCGAGCAAUCGGAAGAAGGGGAUGAAGGAAGCAUGUCAGAUCCAGAGAUGAUGUCAGAUGGGGAAAGGGAAGAGAUGGAGGAGGAGGAGGAAGAGCCUCUCUCAGAAAGGGAGGAGCAGUCGGAUGCAGACGACGAUGAUGCGGAGGUUGAGCAGGAGGUGCAAAGAGAAGAUGAAUCUGGAGACGAAGUCCAAGAGGACUCAGAAGCAGAAGCAAUGGAAGAUUCGGAGCAUGAAACAAGAGAGGAAUCAGAUCAAGAGGCCAGAGUGGACUCGGACCAAGAGGCCAGAGUGGACUCGGACCAAGAGGCCAGAGUGGACUCGGACCAAGAGGCCAGAGUGGACUCGGACCAAGAGGCCAGAGUUGACUCGGACCAAGAGGCCAGAGUGGACUCGGACCAAGAGGCCAGAGUGGACUCGGACCAAGAGGGCGAUUUGGACUCAGAGCAGGAGGCUCGUGAGGACUCAGAUCAAGAUGCCAGGGAUGAUUCAGGCAGGGAGGAGGAUGAAGAGGUGGAAAGAUCAGGAGCGGAGCAGAAUGCAGAGUCAGACCAGGAGCAGGAGGCUGUAGACGAAGAGAGUGCAUCAGGAGAGGACGAGGUUUACCAGAAUGAGAAAGAAGAACAAGUGUCUGUGCAAGACGAAGAUGAGGAAGAAGCAGAGGAACAGUUUGAAAGGGGUCUUGAAGUUGAUGAAAACGAUGCUGAGAGAGGAGGACAGAGUGAUGAUGAAAUGAUUGAGCCAGAGUCGCAGGAUGAGGAGCAACCCGAAGUUGAUGAUGCAUCAGACCGAGAAGUUGUUGAAGAAGGAGAUGGAGAGAAUGAAGCAGAAAGAGACCUCGACGAGGGCCAGGAAGGAGCUAUUUUAGAAGAGAGGGAAGAUGAAGAAAUCCAAGAAGAUGACCAAGAGGAUGAGAAAGAGCUGCUGGAGGAGGAGGAAGAUGUAGGCAUUGAUGCAGUUGCUAGGGAAUCAGGAGACGAGGACAGAGAGGAAGUCUCCGGUGAGGAGGCUGAGGGUGAGGAGGCAGGUCAUCAGAGCGAAAAGGAGGAUGAUAGAGCACACUCUGAUGAGGAGAAGCAGAAAGGGGAUGAUGGCCUUGAUAGUGAUGCUGAUGAAGAUGACUUCAUUGGGAGGCGAAAGCCAAAGAAGAAGCAGAGAGCAGGGAGUGAUGAAGAAAGUGACGAAGACUUGGAAGCCGGAGAGACAAUGGAUCCAGGUGCGGCAUCCCAAGAAGCGCUGUUUGGGGAGGCAGACGACAUCUCAGACAGUGACGAGGACAUGGAUGCCCUGGUGGACCAGCUGGCUGGCGGAACCCAAGAUGAUGCUGAAAGAAAAUAUACAGAUGCAGAGGAACUGGAGGAGAAUGAGAGACAAGAGGAUGAAGAGGAGGAAGGAGCAACUCAAGAAGUCCCGGAAGAGACCAGGAUUGAUGUGGAACUCCCCAGGUUGCAGUCGGACCUCGGGGAUGAACUCCAUUUUGUCAAACUGCCCAACUUCCUCAGUGUCGAGACCAGACCAUUUGACCAAGCCUUCUACGAGGAAGAAAUGGAUGAAGAUGAAGUCUUGGAUGAAGAAGGGAGAACGAGACUCAAACUUAAGGUUGAGAACACAAUCCGAUGGCGGAAAAGGUUGGAUGACGAAGGGAACGAGAUCACCCGAGAGAGCAAUGCAAGGAUUGUCCGAUGGUCUGACGGCAGCAUGUCUUUGCAUCUCGGCAAGGAAGUCUUUGAUGUCUACAAGACCACCAUACAGGGAGACCACAACCAUAUGUUUAUCAGACAGGGCACAGGGCUGCAGGGACAAACCGUCUUCAAGACAAAACUUACCUUCAGACCGCACUCAACGGACAGUGCAACUCACAGGAAGAUGACACUAUCUCUGGCCGACCGUUGCUCCAAGACCCAGAAGAUCAGAGUGCUACCCAUGGCUGGGAAAGACCCUGAAACACAGAGAGCUGAAAAACUGAAGCAAGAGGAAGACCGACUGCGUUCUCAGAUACGCAGAGAGAGCGCCCAGCGUCGCGUACGUGAAAGGGCCCACAAUCGCGGACUGAGUGCAUCCUACCUGGAGCCAGACCGAGAAGACGAGUUUGAUGAUGACGACGAAGGAACCAUAAGCUUGUCGGCCAUCAAGAAGGGCGUGAAAAGCUCCAUCGGAAGACCUGACAGACAUCACAUCUACUCGUCAGAUGAAGAUGAGUCCGAUAAGGAAGACAAACUUCUCAAGGCAAAGACCUUGAAUCUGGACAGUGAUGAGUCUGAUGAGGAGGAGCCUAGUCGAAAGCGCAAAUCGGAGGAGGAUGAGGGCUCCCGCAAGAAGAAGCGAGCCGUGGUUGUCGAGGACGAUGACGAAGAUGAUGAUGACGAUGCCGUCGACUGAUUGGACGGCCACGUCAACCCUUCUCAACAAAUCAAGAAAUAGUCAUUUUUAAUAAUCUGCUCAAAUCUUGGGCCAGUUUUAUGGAAUGCUGAAGACAGUGUUUUAAAUGCAAGCUCAGAACAAGUGUUGCUUGGAGAAAAGAGUACCAGCCAAAAUGUCAUGUAUAUUGCUUGUAACUGGUACCUCGCAUAUUAAAUGGCAAAGUGUUAUUCUCUGCAAAGCAGUUCCAUCGAUUUGGACCUUGAUGGAACAAUUUUAGUUUUUGUACUGGGUAAUGUGACAUGGGAUGGAUUGGUACUGUUGAAACAAGGUGUGCAGGAAAACAGCAUUUGUUAUUUGAGAACAUGUGAGUUAAUGAUGUAGUGUGGUUGUAGGCACACAAGAAGGGUUAAUACGCUGACAUGUCUUGGUCGUGUUAAAUCAUCAAAAUUUGCAUGUUCACUUUUGUAGGAGAUGUAUUAAAGCUUUGCAGUUCUGGUCCAGUCAUAUUCUGAUUGCUGGCUACCUAAUGUCAUAUUAAUGGGCUGCCACCGGUAGACAUAGCAAGAACUUCAACAGCUGAGUUGCCCUGCCAUCUGCAAAUGUGCAACCACAGACAUCAGUCUCAUUAUCGUAGGCCAAUUAGAGUUGCCUGCAACAACCUUCAAGUACUGAUGUCCGUUCAAAAUUCGCAGCCCAAUUUCACAGCCGCCUGGCCAGUUUCCUUGAAGCAGGAAACAGCAGAGUACCAGUCCAAGGCAUGUUCUCUGUGUGAUGACACUUAUGCAGGUAUUUCCUAAUCAUUUCUUGGCAGGGAUUUUCUCGGCAAAGAAAAUCUUGAACUUGGCUCAUUGCCAAUCCAGUUUCAUUGGGUACUAUUUUUCAUAAAACUAAUUUUCUAGCAAGGACAUCUUCUAAGGCAUAAAAAUGAGAUUGUAUAUCUAUUGUCGCUGUAUUAAGGUCACGUCCAAUACGUUUUGUCCAUAGUAGUCAAGUUUAAUUUCCGUUAAAGCUGAACAUUGCAACACUCUGUGUAUCAACUGAAGCACAUGCAUGAAGUGCUCCUUUGCCUUUUUGAGCCAAAAAAUUGAAUAAAGAGAUUCAGUGUUUUUUAUGUGGAAUGUGGCCUUUAUGGUUGGCGUUGAGCUGUUCCGUUAAUCCCAUAUUUCUGAGGUUCUUUCAAGAUGCACUUGGGGUUUUCGAGAAUUUGCAGGAUUGCGGAAGACAGAGCAUGGCGGCUGUCAGUAUGCACCAUGCUUAUUAAAUACUCAAUUUAAAAUCAA
Messenger RNA from Acanthaster planci (crown-of-thorns starfish), 3898 nucleotides. It is a transcript of the gene leo1, whose product is annotated as LEO1 homolog, Paf1/RNA polymerase II complex component. The record is from RefSeq and is a predicted model, not a curated record. Gene Ontology annotation, cellular component: Cdc73/Paf1 complex; nucleus. Gene Ontology annotation, biological process: positive regulation of transcription elongation by RNA polymerase II; transcription elongation by RNA polymerase II. Gene Ontology annotation, molecular function: RNA polymerase II C-terminal domain phosphoserine binding. NCBI's taxonomy places the organism in Eukaryota, Metazoa, Echinodermata, Asteroidea, Valvatida, Acanthasteridae.